This is a messenger RNA of Spirodela intermedia, 108 nucleotides long. NCBI's taxonomy places the organism in Eukaryota, Viridiplantae, Streptophyta, Magnoliopsida, Alismatales, Araceae. The record is from the annotation of a GenBank genome assembly.
AUGGCACUUUCUGGUUUUGUCUUUCUCAAUUUGAUGGGGAUCAGAUCCUUCUUCCUGUCCUUCAGAUUGACUGGAUCCAAUUACAAGCACUAUGCAUUGUAUUAUUAG